AUUAAUUUGGAGCAUGCGACGCGAACAAAAGGCCAUUCUACAUUGGUCGUAUCGUAGCGUCGGAAGCGUUGUAAGCAUGUGACUUUAAAAUUGAAGCAUCGAAUUGGCUGAAGCAACAAGCUUGCGGCAUCUACGAUACAACUAAUGUAGAAUGGUCUUUAGGAUUCACACUACGUACGACAUCCGUCAUACAAUAUCUGUAUGUACAAUAUUUAUCAUUACGAUGAAUGUCGAACGUCGUGUGACGGAUGUCGUACAUAGUGUGAACCCUACAUUUCAAGUACACUGGAUUCAUUUGGAGCGACCCCGAGCAACUCCUGAGAGACAAAACGAACAAUACUAUCGUAAGGAUGGAGGAAACCUCCACGAAGGAUUUCUCGAUUCUCCAAGGCCUCCUUGUUUCAUAAACAGAUUUCAAGUUUCCCUUCCCGAAGGAAAGAAUAUUUUAAGGAUUUUAAUAACCUACUGAAGACAGUGUAAGAAAUUCACUAGAUACCCACACACAACAGAGAUACCAACAGCAUCAGGGCUGCAUGGCUCAGUGGCAGAACGAAAGUCUACUAACUCGGAGGAGAGAACAGGCCUCAACAGGCCUGGGAUCGAGACGAGGAGAGUUCUGAUAUUUUUCUUUGUUGUUGUCAAUUGUUUAUAGUAGCAUGUCAUAAUACAUAGUAUAUGCAAACCUAAUAUCGUGAAUUACGAAUAAAGGUUAUAAAGGCAUUGUUAAAUAAAGUCGUGAUUAAGCAUUUUGCAACAAUAAUGGAAAAAAUAAAACUAAUAGCGAAUUC
Acromyrmex echinatior (Panamanian leafcutter ant) is the source of this 788-nucleotide messenger RNA. RefSeq lists its product as uncharacterized. Lineage: Eukaryota; Metazoa; Arthropoda; Insecta; Hymenoptera; Formicidae. The record is from RefSeq and is a predicted model, not a curated record.